Molecule: messenger RNA, 318 nt
Organism: Necator americanus (New World hookworm)
Lineage: Eukaryota; Metazoa; Nematoda; Chromadorea; Rhabditida; Ancylostomatidae
Exons: 3
Coding region: 1-318 (105 amino acids)
Source: RefSeq, a predicted model, not a curated record
AUGCCACAACUUAUGCCAGCAAGUCCAGAACUUAGUGCACUGUCUGUCAAAGCUUCAUCUGCUUGGAUUGCUUUCAAACGAGCAACAAAUCUUGUUCUAUUCCACAGAUCCAUGCAGGGUAUGAUCGAAAUAUUUGCUGUUGCUGUUGUGCGGUGGGUAUUGCCUCGAGAGCGACUUGAGGAGCCUAAAGAUGUCACAAAAAAGAAAAAAGUAAAACAUAAUCGCGACGGAAAUCCACGGGAAUGGCAAGGAUCCACGGGUGCGAAAACAAAGCACGGUUAUGAAUUGAAGAAAACAACACUUUUUAUUGAUAUGUAA